UCAGUUGUGUUUUUAGCUACUGAAAGAUUUGCAAAGAUGUUUGAUCGUAAACCAAAGAAAAUACAGAUCGCUCCUGAAAAAGUUGAGGGAGAUCAGAGCUUCAAUGGACGAGUCAACGUGUCAGAAGCUCCCGCCACCAGGACCUCUGCAGAGAGCCGCACUGGGAGGACUCCCUGGUGGUCCAGGCUGUUCAGACGCAGUCAGAAUGAAGACACAAGUCCACCAGAGACUUUGAAAGAGCCAACGAAGAAGUCGUCGUCUUUCUGGAGACUGUUUAGCUGCUGCAGGAGAAAAAGUCGCGUGGCUCCCAGUGUUGAAGAUGAAGAUCAACAGCAGCUCCUUCAGCCCGACGGCUCCGUCCAAGCUGAUGAAGUGGUGGAGUUUAAAGGACUCACUGAAGAAGAAGAGAACGAGCUGGAAGAAACUAAGAAGGAGGACGAGAAAGCAGCUCCCACCGUGCCUCAGCAGACAGAUUUUGCGUCCCUACUUGAAGACGCAGUCGUCAAGGUCUUGUGCCAGAAACAGACCCAGCAGAACCAGAACAGACCCGUGAAAACUGAAGCUGGGACCCGACAGCCCAUCAGCUCCACCCAAGUCGACAAAGUGGUGGAGUGUAAAGAACUCAGCAAAGAAGAGAAGGAUGUGUUGAAAGAAGACAAGAAGGAGGACAGGAAAGCAGCUGCCACGGUGCCUCAGCAGCCUGAAUCUGGAGACAAAGUCACCAAAGUGGUGCACCAGAAAGCAACUGUCAUCAGACCGUGGAGCCUCAGAGUUCAACACAUCUCCUGGCUCGGAUUUCCCAACCCGCUCAACAACUGCUACAUGAACUCCAGCCUGCAGAGUCUGAUCACACUCGCAGGCUUCAUCAGAGACGUCAACUACCAGGAGGACGCGUGGAGUUUGAUUCCUGAGGCUGAGCUGAUAAGCCGUUUUAUGAACAUUGUGAGAUGUCACGGCUCCAGAGACGGCCACCACAAGCUGCGGGCCCUCGACGUCUUCAAGAGGACCGUCUCCAUCCUGGCCCCUGAAUUUGCCGACAACGGCCAGAAAGAUGCCCAUGAGUUCAUCACAACCGUCCUGGGUCAGAUGAGGACUCUGGCUGCACCGCUGCAGGAAGUCGCAGCCUUCGUGGGAAACAGCUACUGCUGCCCUGUGGAGAAGAACCUGGUGUUUAAGAUGCAGAACACCAGGACAUGCAAAAGGUGUGGAGCUCAAUCCAUCAGAGAGGAGGAGUUCACCAACCUUUCUCUGGACCUGCUCCCUGGUGCCUCAGUACAGGUAAUGAUCCAGAACUACCAGAAGGAAACACAGCUGGAGUUUAAAUGUGAAUGUGGAGGCAAGACAUCAGGCCAGCGCUCCACCUUCCUGACCCUGCCCAAAGUCCUGAUGUUACAGAUAAAGAGAUUCACCUUCACUCCGUGCUAUCAGCUGGUAAAGCUGCAGGACCCCGUCGACCUCUUCAGGGAGCUGAUGGUGACCUCCACACAGGCGGAGGGCUUGUACAGCCUGGUUAGUGUCAUCAGCCAUUUAGGCACCAGAGGAAACAGUGGACACUACGUCAGUGACGGCGUGCACCCGGACCAGGACAUGGGUGGUGCAGGUGACCGCUGGCUCCACUAUAAUGACGCCCAGGUCACGGAGACAACCAGGCGGGCUGUCUGUGAGCAGCGUCAGAGGACAGCCUACAUCCUUUUCUACCAGAGACGGAUGUAGGCUGCUCUGGGAAUGGGGGGACUUACCGGUCCCCCCAGCCCUGAGGAGGAAGGGUUCCCCCAGAGAGUCUGGUCCCUCUCGAGGUUUCUGCCACGGCAGUUUUUCCUCGCCACAGUCGCCGACGCCUUUGACCAAAUCAGAACUCGUCUCCCGCAAAUCACGAGACGACUUGGUCGGCAUGGCUUGCUCUCUGGGUAGUAAAAAAGAUAGAUAGGGCUACACGGUGGCGUAGUGGCCUCACAGCAAGAGGGUCUCAGGUUUGAAUCCGGCCUGCGGCUCUUCUGUGUGGAGUUUGCAUGUUCUCCCCGUGUCAGCGUGGGUUCUCUCCGGGUACUCCGGCUUCCUCCCAUGGUCCUAAACAUGCAGCUUAGGUUCAAUUAGUGACUCUUAAUUGGCCGUAGGAGUGAAUGGGAGCAUGAAUGAUUGAAUGUCUCUAUGAAUGAAUGAAUGAAAAAAUAUAUUGUAAAUAGUAGUUACAUUUUUUUAAUUAAUAUU
This is a messenger RNA of Centropristis striata (black sea bass), 2208 nucleotides long. RefSeq names its product ubiquitin carboxyl-terminal hydrolase 37-like. Gene Ontology annotation, molecular function: cysteine-type endopeptidase activity; cysteine-type deubiquitinase activity. The transcript is spliced from 16 exons. The coding region runs from base 37 to 1713 and encodes 558 amino acids. Gene Ontology annotation, cellular component: cytosol; nucleus. Lineage: Eukaryota; Metazoa; Chordata; Actinopteri; Perciformes; Serranidae. Gene Ontology annotation, biological process: protein deubiquitination; G1/S transition of mitotic cell cycle. The record is from RefSeq and is a predicted model, not a curated record.